UCGUCACUCACGAUGAGUUUCCUUACGUCGCUGGGUCAGUACGUGGCGGGCGUGGCGGACAGCGUCGCCGGGCUGGCGUUGUCGCCGCGUCGCGUGCCGCCAGCGAGACACCGGUCAGCAGAGGAGUCGCAGCAGCAGCCCCACUCCUCCGCUGCUACCAUGAGAGGUUUUCCUCGGGUGCUGCCGACCGAAGGCGCCUCAGCGUUGAGCGCCCGGCGCCGCACUUUGGACUGUCUGGCGCCGUCUGCGACCCCCAGGCGCGGGGGCUCCCUUCGCGUGCCCAGGCAGCCGCAGCCACCAGAGAAGCCGACCAUGGCGUUCUGCAGGCGACGCCUGUCGUGGCCGGAAGUGGAUAACUCCGUCAAUUCGGGGGUUCAAGACACAGAUGGCUCGUACUUCGAGAGCUUCACAGCGCUGUCGUGGCGGCAGGAGAACAGGCGGCUGGCGGCGUUGCGCCUGGCCGAAGCCCGAGCGGAGCGCCCGCCGCCCGCGCCGCACGACUUGGGGCUGGCCAGCGUGCCUGCCCACCUGUCGCAUAAGGAACACGAGCAUCUGUAUACAGAGGUGCUGUACUGCAUCGAGAACGCGGUGGGUGCGCCGGCGCCGGACGGUCAGUUCGCGUCGUACAAGGAGGAGGUAGUGGAGUACGCUCGGCGCGCCUUCCGCGUGUCGCCCGACGUGCACGCGCGCGCUAUGCGUGCCGCGGGCAGCGAACGCCCGCCUACUGUCGUGCUCGGCUGCUCAGUCUUAGAGGCAGAUGGAUUAGAGGCGAAAGAUGCUAAUGGGUUCAGCGAUCCGUACUGCAUGCUGGGAAUCCAGCCAGCAUCGCUGCCCGCGUCCCCCCGCGCGUCUGAAGACGAGGGGAGGAAGCAUGGGUUUCGACUGAGCUUCAAGCGGCGCGACGGGCGACAGCAACGCGACAGCUUAGGCCGCCUGCCCGCGCGGUACAUACGCGCGACCAGUGUGCGACCCCAUACGCUGUCGCCCAAGUGGAACGAGACAUUCAAGUUCGACAUCGACGACAUCUCGUCGGACGUGCUGCACCUGGACAUCUGGGACCACGACGACGAGAGCUCGGUCCUGGACGCCGUCUCCCGCCUCAACGAGGUGCGAGGUGUGCGCGGCCUGGGGAGGUUCUUCAAGCAGGUCUGCCAGAGCGCCAGGCAGGGCAGCCAGGAUGACUUCCUGGGUUGCGUGAACAUCCCUCUCCGCGAGAUCCCGUCAACUGGCGUGGAGGCAUGGUACAAGCUGGAGGCACGCUCCCAGCGCUCCUCCGUGCAGGGCCGCAUCCGCCUGAGGCUGUGGCUGUCCGCGCGGGAGGCUGGACGACACGACGACGAUAAUUGGCAGCAGGUGCGCCAGCACGAGCGUCUGUUCGCCGUGCUUCUAAACCACGAGAUAGAGACGGCAGCUACCAACACAGAAGACGGGGGGUUGUGGGACGGGGAGCUAUGUGGUGCGGCACAGACGCUGCUCCACCAACACGCCGUGCAGGGGGACUUGAGCCCGCUGCAGGAGGCAGUCGCGAGAUUCACAGCGGCCUGCCGUCUCAACAGCGAGACGCCUAUUGAUCCCAAGUACAUGUUCAAACUGCUGAGUGAGCUGGAGAAGGCGUGGGGUGCGAGCGAAGGUUUAGGGGGGAGCAGCAGCGGCAGUGGGGACUCCGGGGUGGGGGUCUCUCAUGAUGAGGAGCGGUGGUUGGCCGAUUGCUUCUGCGAGUUCGUGGAGAGGGCGCUGCAUCAGCUCCGCCUGCACCGCGACCUCUACCCCGUGCUACAUCAUCUGAGCUUGAACAAAUUGGAAUAUCUCCUGCGAUGUCUUAAUCAACUCUCGCAAAUGAAGGCUUUCCGUCGAUGCUGCCCUUUCAACAACGAAAUGAGGCUGGAGAUAGUGGGCGCGCUCCGCAAAGGCACGUCCGAGUGGUACGAGGCGCUGUGCGCGCAGGACACGGAGUCGGAGCGCGGCGAGGACCUCGUCAACCUCAUCACGCUGGUCCAGAUAGACCUGCAGCAGGGACUCACAUACUACCAUCCGCUGUUUGAGACGACAAACAACGUGUCAUACUUUAGCGUUGUUUUUACACAGAUUGACAAAAUGGUAUCAGAAGACGUGAAGCAAUGUGUGGAUCUCUGGGUAGCGGAAGGCUGGUGCGGGGUUGCUGAGGAGGAAGUAAUGGAUGAACAGGGAAUGGGAAUGUGCGUGAUAUCAGCGAAGACGCUGCCGUUCGAGGUGCUGGCGGCGGUGCGCGAACUGGUCGCGGCGGCGCCCGGCCCGCUACACUCCGCGCACGAUCCGCCGCCGCAACUUCUGGAGGCUUAUCAGUGGUUCGAGCCUCUGAUUGACCGCUGGCUGGCGGUGACCAAGACAAUGGCGCUACAAAGGGUACGCGCUGCAGUUGAACUGGAUCGUCCGGUAGAAGGAGAGCACAUUGUAAAGCACAGCACAUCAUCUGUAGACACUGCAGCGUGCCUGUACCAUAUGCGGCUAGUAUGGCGAGCUAUCGGCGGUAUAGAAGAGGGGACGAUCGGCGGUAGUCUGCGACUGCUGGAGGCCGCCUGCGCCACUGCGCUACACUACGCCGACCUCAUACAUGGAGCGCUCGCCGAUCAGGGCUACUAUGAGAACUACGGUCAGGGCAAGACGACGGAGGAGAUAUGCACGAUCGUGAACAAUCUGGAGUACGUGCGCCGCUCGCUGGCAGAGUACGACGAUGAGCACAUCGGCAAUGACGAGAGCGCCCGUCAGCUAGUGCGCGGCGCGCUAGGCACGCUGGACUCGCGCUCCGCCCGCGCCGCCGCCCCGCUGUCCGCGCGCGCCCGUCCGCCGCUCCGCAAGGCGGUCUUCCACCUCGCCUGGUCACCCGACACCUUGCCUACGCCACAGGCCAUCACUCCCCUCCUGGAGUUUCUGGACCAGCACCUAUCGUCACUCAACACGUGGCUGCUACCCCGGGCCUUCGGGCGCGCGCUCGGAGGCUGCUGGAGCGCCGUGCUGAAGGAGGUGUCGGCGCAGGCUGACGCGGGCGGCGCGGAGAAGCCCAGGGUCUACCAUCACAGGCUACGAGAGGCCCUGGAUCUGCUGGCUGAGUUCUUCCAUGCUGAAGGGAAAGGUCUACCGAUGGCGGAAGUCCACAACAAUGAGUGGGCACGCGUGGAGCAGCGCAUGCAGUACCAUCAGGCACCCACAGAGGAGCUCAUCGAACACUGGCUGGCCGACCGCCUGGUUGAGCAGGCGCGGACUCCGUUACCCUCGCCCUACGGCUCCAUACUAGUCAGAGUAUACCUGAACCACGACUCGCUAUGCGUGGAGGUGAUGUCGGCUCGCGAUGUGAUCCCACUGGACCCCAAUGGCCUGAGCGAUCCGUUUGUGGUACUGGAGCUGCUGCCCAAGCGUCUCUUCCCCAAGACACACGAACAGAGCACCAACGUCCAGAAGAAAACCCUGAACCCCGUGUGGGACGAGUGUUUCGAGUUCCCCGUGUCUAUCGAGGCGUGCAAGUCCGGUCAGGCGGCGCUGGCGCUGUCGGUGUGGGACCGCGACGUGCUGACGGCGGACGACUUCGCGGGCGAGGCGUUCGUGCCGCUGGAGCGCGUGCCCGGCGUCAACUGCCACGCGCCGCCCGACCCGCUCCGACCCGUCGAGCUGCCGCUGAUGCAGCUGCAUGAUAGAAACCACCCCAUCCUACAGAUCCUGGAGUCGCGGACGACGGACAAGCUGGCCAUAGACUUCGUCAAGAAACAGAAGCUGCGGUUCGCCGAACAGUAAAUCAUUUUUGAUGUCCGACUACUACUUAUUUGUUUACUCACAACGUCCAUCAAAAAUUCGACAAUAUGUAAAGUUUUCGAUGUAUUUAAUUCGGAAUUUUAUUUGUACGUGGCUACUAGUAAAUUACUCUUCAGUAUUAAUUGUAAAUUGUACGAAGACUGUUGGUACUUUCCAUGGGAUGGCGCCCGCGUCACUCGGAGCUUACGGUCCCUAGUAUGUAGAUUCCAGUAGGAGUUCCCGACCAAAUACUUUUAAGACUCGUUGUUGACUUAUUUUUGUAAGCCGAAGUACUAGAGCACAGCACCGGCGACCGGCGACCUGCGACCCGCCCGCACUGCUUCCCGAUCGUCCCGCACCACUUCGCGAUCGUCUUCACACCACUUCGCUAUCGGCCCCCACCACUUCGCGGUCGUCCCGCACCACUCGGCGAUCGUCUUCGCGCCACUUCGCCGAAAGACUACUCACUUUUCUACGAGAAGCACCGUUUUAGUAUAAGCUUUUGUAACUUUUUUGUGCUGCAAUGUCUAAGCUUUAAAACGAGCUUUUUACCCUAUCGGAAUAUUUCGAUUUGUACUCUAUACCUUGUCUGUGACGACUGAUUUUCAAUGUUAGUCUUAAUAUUGUGUAUAUUUAAAAUUUUAUAGGUGUACGUGUUACAGUGUUUACUGUGUAUACAAAUUUACU
Messenger RNA from Aricia agestis (brown argus), 4449 nucleotides. It is a transcript of the gene unc-13-4A, whose product is annotated as BAI1-associated protein 3. The record is from RefSeq and is a predicted model, not a curated record. NCBI's taxonomy places the organism in Eukaryota, Metazoa, Arthropoda, Insecta, Lepidoptera, Lycaenidae. Bases 13 to 3765 code for a protein of 1250 amino acids. The transcript is spliced from 24 exons.